AUGCCGACGACGUAUCAACUCUUUGGCGGUGCCAUAACCGUGGAGCUUGAAGGAGAUUAUAUGGAUGCCAGCCUAUACCGUCAAGUUCCUGAUAGUCAGGAAGUACUACUGCACCGCGACUCGGAUGUGAGCGUGAUUGUGGAAGUACUGCAGUGCGUGAGUCAGGCUACGGACCCUGAUGGCAUGAACGAAGGUGUGCGGUACCACUACGACUCACUAGCACAUGAUAACUCGGCGCUAUCGACGCAUGUAGAUUCGGUGGAUGCGCCGAAUGGAGCUGCUUCAGAAGGCACGACGCCUCAGCCAGCGCUACUGUUCGGCACGCAGCGUGUGCGCAAAUUUGGCAAGACGUCGGAAGAAAACGAUGUGGCCAUUCAUCUUGCGUUGUGGCGACUUCCAUCGAAGAAUGUCGACCUAGUCCUCUCAAUCAACGAUCCCACUAGACAAAUGACGCACGCCCAGAGCCGCCACGCGGCUCAGUCGCUUCGCAUUGUUGACUGGGGCCUCUUUCCCUAA
Molecule: messenger RNA, 516 nt
Organism: Malassezia pachydermatis
Lineage: Eukaryota; Fungi; Basidiomycota; Malasseziomycetes; Malasseziales; Malasseziaceae
Exons: 1
Coding region: 1-516 (171 amino acids)
Biological process (GO): protein import into nucleus
Cellular component (GO): nucleus
Molecular function (GO): small GTPase binding; guanyl-nucleotide exchange factor activity
Source: RefSeq, a predicted model, not a curated record